Molecule: messenger RNA, 3237 nt
Organism: Drosophila grimshawi
Lineage: Eukaryota; Metazoa; Arthropoda; Insecta; Diptera; Drosophilidae
Product: scavenger receptor class B member 1
Exons: 10
Coding region: 277-2586 (769 amino acids)
Cellular component (GO): membrane; cytoplasm
Molecular function (GO): scavenger receptor activity
Source: RefSeq, a predicted model, not a curated record
UAAGCGAGCAACGCCAGCGAACGGACGCAAAACGCGCUUAGGCCAAUCCAGCUAGACACAUAGAAAGAUAUUUUAAGAUUUCACAUGAAACAGAAGCAAAAUCAAAUAUAUACCUAGCUUAUUAAGUGAUUGAUUAAAUUAGUUCAAGGAGCUAUCGCAGCAAAAGCAACACGGUUUUUUAGUGCCGGUAGCCAAAAGUAUUUGAUGUGACAAAUACAAAAACAUAAAGAAAACAAAUUUAACUAAAAGAUACAAAUUCUAUAUGCAUAUGCAAUUAUGAAGGACUUUGGCAAAAUGUUUGCGAAUCGCUAUAGUGCUGUCUGUGUUAGCGAUGAGGAGGUGGGCGUGAAUGUCAGUCAGCCACAUGAAGUGGCUGCACCAUCAGCAGCAGCACCACUCUGCUCCACAGUCGCCACAGUUGCCGCAGUCAAUCCAGCCACUGCUAUAUCCUUGCCAGAAUCCGAUGCGGCAGCAGCAGCGCUGCUGCGCGCCCAGCGUCGCAAGAGUCUCAAGGCAAAUCGCUCCAUGAAGCCCAUGGACAUUUUGGGCAGCUUCUUCAACGAGCGCCAUCACAGCAAACGCAAUGCUCGCUCGCCAACACGCGCUUUUUUGCUGCUGGCCAUUGGAUUUUUGGCUAUAACAACAGCGGUGCUGAUUAAAGUAUUUCAACCCUACGAUUUGAUAUUCAGAUGGAAAUUGAUAAUGGCCGAUAAAGGUGAAAUCUUCAAUCUUUGGGCCACGCCCCCAGUCGAUUUGUAUAUCAAAAUCUAUCUAUUUAAUAUUACCAAUGCUGAGGCUUUUCUCGCCGGACGCGAAAAGCUACAAGUGGAACAAGUGGGUCCCUAUGUGUAUAAAGAGCUCAUGACUCAUGAGAAUAUCACAUUUAAUGACAACAACACCAUGUCCGCAACACCCAGUCAUCCAUUGGUCUGGCAGGAGCAUCUAUCCGAAGGUCAUCGUGAAGACGACGAAGUCAUAAUGCUCAAUAUAGCUAUGCUGGCCAUCUCUCAUCUGACUUCCAAUCAUUUUGUCUUUGUGCGCUACGCAUUGCGUCAACUUUUGGCUACCACAAAAUCGGAGCCCAUUGUUCGGAUGACUGCCAAGGAGUUUAUGUUUGGGUUUCCCUCAGCGCUGGCCACAAUGGGCAACACUUUUCUGCCCAAUUGGAUAUCGUUCGAGAAGGUUGGACUGAUUGAUCGCAUGUACGAUUUCUCAACGGACUUUGAGACUUUCUACACGGGCGCCGAGAAUCCGGCAAUAUCGGGUCUCUACGACACCUAUCGGGGAGAGAAAACACUGCCCCAAUGGAAGGGUGAUCACUGCAGCAACAUUGAGUAUGCCUCCGAUGGUACCAAAUUUAAGAGCUUCAUCCAGGCCAACGAAUCGGUUAAGUUCUUCAGGAAGAGCAUGUGCAGGCCCAUCAAUUUGUAUCGAGAUGGUGAGGAGCGCACUUUUGGCAGCCUGAAGGGCUACAACUAUGUCUUUGAAGAGAAUGCUUUUGACAAUGGCGCCAUCAAUGAGGCCAACAAAUGUUUCUGUCGCAAAGGUGAUUGUCAGCCCAAUGGCCUGAUUGACGUCACCGAUUGUUAUUACGGUUUCCCCAUCUCGCUCAGUUUUCCACACUUUAUGAAUGGCGAUGCUGGCCUCGUGGAGAAUGUGACCGGAAUGCAGCCAGAUCCUGCCAAGCACUCUACAGCAUUUGUCAUACAACCGGAAUCUGGUCUGCCGCUAUCGCUGUCCGUAAAAGUGCAAAUCAACAUGCAUUUCAAGGAUCUUCACAACUAUCCGCAAGUCUCACAGUUCAGCUAUCUGACUGCGCCCAUGCUUUGGUUCGAGAUCAUGAUGCCCAAGUUGUCCGAUGAGUUGGACACUCGAUUCAGUUUUUAUUUAAAUAUUUUGCCACUGGUCAAUCCGGUGGGCUUCUGGGGUGCACUGGUGCUGGGCGUUGGCAUGCUGGUGUAUGCCAUCACCCGUGCCACUCUCCACAUGUCCAGCUUCACGCGGCAAGCGACCAACAUCUCGGAUGGCAAAUAUGGACGCGCCAAUCUACUGCAGAAUCUAACGGGCAGUGGAGGCAUAGUUGGCGGCGUCGGUGGCGGCAAUCAGGUCUACAAUCCAUGUGAAAUGAAGCUGUUUGAUGAUGUGCCUGCUGCGAAAAAACAUGUCUUUAUCCGCGACGACAGCGGGAUUGAUACCUAUAAGGAGCGUCGUCAGUCUGCCUACGCCUUAGAGCUGGAGCCAGCGAUCUCCGAUCCGGAGAGCAGCGAUGAGGGCAACGAUAGCGACAAUGUCACACUUAGCCGCAAUUCAACCACAUCCAGUUCGUGCAUCGAAGCAGAGCAUGCCGAUGAUGACAUCUGCAUAGAUUGCUUCAAUGACAACGUUUUAGAUGAGGAUGCAGUUGGUCACAGCAGCACAGGCGCGAAGCAACAGCUGGGCGUUAGUCUGGCCAGCAGCGGCUUUGCCUCGUCGCCCGCCUCGAUAAGCAGCCUCAACAACAACAAUGACAAGAGUUGGACGACGCCCUAUGCGCAUCCUGAGAAAUCUGUCGACGGGACAGCGUCAACGAAGUUGCAGUUAGUUUAGGUUGUCGGUUAACAUUUGAUCAAAUUGAUGAUGAUGAUGAUUAUGAUAAUUAUGAUGUACAUAUAGUAGUAUAUGCACUUUAGUUGGUGCAUAUUAGUGUGCUAGUUGUGUUGGGCAUCGGCAUCGCCGCUUUUGGUUUUAUAUAGCAUUUUAUUUAGAGUAAAUAUUAUAAAAGCCAAGUGCUGGUUUAAUUACUGUGAUAGCUUUAAACAAACAAAAGAACGAUUGUAGUUGUAUACACCCCAAAUGGCACAAUUAGUGCUCGAUUUUUAUCCAACAUUACAUUUUGUAUGGUGUUAUUUAUAUCGAGCUUAAGCUUAAUCUAGUUAACAAGUCACCUCCAUGAGGUGCCAAUAAUAAUUUGAAUUUAUAUACAAAUGAAUUGAAGCAAAUUAUAAUGAUAAAGAAAAAAAACAACAAAAAAACAAAAGCUUAAUAAGAAAUUUGCACAAGAAUUGUAGUUCAAGUUCGUAAUAUAUGCUAAGAAUUGCUGUGAUUUUUGUAUUGAAGCUGAAUUUAUGAGUAAACGCACUACAAAGCAAAAGCGUUUGCACAACAAAUGAAAUAUAUUAGCCUUAAACCAUGUAAUUUUAACAUUUCAACUGCAUUAACUUAAAUAAAUAUUAAUAAUAAAAAAAAACAUAAAAACAA